AUGGUUGACAGUGAUUCACAAGCCUAUCCAUUUUUGAGGCCAGUAGCUUCAUCUGCUUUCACCGGAGGAUGCUUAAUAACAUUAACCCUAACCCCAUUUGAUGUAAUCAAGAAUUACUGGUACUAUAACAACGCGUUGGCCUCUAAUCGCACUAAAAUAGGCUCGAUUUAUGUUGUUAAACAUCUUUACAAUAAGAAAGGGAUGAGAGCGUUUUGGAAUGGGUCAUCAUGGGCCACAGUCAACACUAUUUCGGGUCAAAUAAUAUUUCUUUGGCUAUUUGAAUCCUUAAAGGAAUCGCAUAGUAUCUUGUUUUCCAGUAUUUGUUCAAGAAUUGCUGCAUUAAUAGUGUCUACACCAUUUGACUGCAUUAAGACUUGGAAUCAGGCUAACAUGUUUGACAGAAAAACAAUCAGCUCAAUUGAACUUUUCAAAUUUGCGAAUUUGAGCAGAUUGUAUUCGGGAUUUAUUCCUACCAUAGUCCGCGACAUACCUUAUUCCGCUAUUCACUGGCCUUGUUAUGAUUACCUGAUCAAAAAAUCGCACAAAAUCUUACGUCUUGACGACAAUCUGCACGUUGCAAAAUAUGUUAUAUUACCUAUGUUUUGUGGCGCUAUUAGUUCGGCAUUGGCCGUGAUAGCCUCUCAGCCAUUCGACAUAAUGAAGACCAAUAUACAAGCCAGGAUUGUAGAUCCAAACACAGGCGUUAAGGGAUAUAAGUUAUCAUAUUUCUAUAGAGAAUUAGUUAAAAUUUAUUCCAAUGGCGGAAUCAGGGGGUUUGGAAUUGGAAUAAUUCCCAGAAUAGCAAGGGUUGUGCCCUCAUCAGCUAUAAUGGUGGCGGCGUACGAAUACUUCAAAAACUCCAACAAUCAUGGCACCAAUUAG
Messenger RNA from Babesia microti strain RI, 882 nucleotides. Its product is annotated as Mitochondrial carrier protein. Bases 1 to 882 code for a protein of 293 amino acids. Gene Ontology annotation, biological process: mitochondrial transmembrane transport. NCBI's taxonomy places the organism in Eukaryota, Apicomplexa, Aconoidasida, Piroplasmida, Babesiidae. The record is from RefSeq and is a predicted model, not a curated record. The transcript has 2 exons.